AUGCUUUGGAUUAGGAGAUUCUCUGGGUUUUUCUCCGCCGCAAUGGCAGUGAUUGUCUUAUCUCCGUCACUUCAAUCAUUUCCGCCAGCGGCGGCAAUCCGUUCAUCACAUCUCGACUCUUACCUCCGACCUCAACCAUCGGAUCGGAGUUUGUUAUCAUCAUCCUUCAGAAAUCCCCUGUGUUUCGUAAUGCCGACGAAUGUCUCUCCUCCGGCGUAA
Arabis nemorensis is the source of this 219-nucleotide messenger RNA. The record is from the annotation of a GenBank genome assembly. NCBI's taxonomy places the organism in Eukaryota, Viridiplantae, Streptophyta, Magnoliopsida, Brassicales, Brassicaceae.